CCAGGGUUGGAGACUACUGGUCUGGACGGUUUCGUGCUUCUGAGCUAUGCGCCGGCCCUCACUGAAAUGCAUUGAGGCUUGAGCGCCAGUUGGAAUUUGAAGCAAGCCCACACAAUUCCUUCAGGAAUUGUAACCUUUCUAGUUAAAGAUUAAAGUUUUGAGGGGCAAAACAUAUUCCUGAAUAUUUCUUCCCAUAGUUCUGAUAUAAAAUCUCAGUAGGCCUACACAACCGUGGAUCCUUGAAAAUAUUUUCAGAUAUUGUCAUUGUACCCACACUUUAUAGUGUUAUUACAGUAUGAUCACAGUUUACAUCAAGAUGGCAAGUUUACAGCAAGAUUGACUUUAUCCUUUCAUGUCCUGAGAAGGUAUUUGAAACAGGAGCGCGAAAAUAGACUAACCUAAAAGUUUGUCUCCAGUCGUCACCUAUCACGCGCACGGCUGUGAAACGGCCUAAACGGCAACUAGCUACAUUUCCAGAUAGCCUAGCCAAAUUCGUUUCAGGACAUAUAGACACGCUUGGUAUCUUCGCAUUAAAAAAGGAAAAAUGAACUUCGCCUCUGGAGGAAAUUCAGAGCCAAAAAUGGAGGAGUUGCUGGAAAAGAUCAAAGAGAUGCAGCUAGGAAAGAAAGUCCUGGAAGAAGAUUUGAAAGAGGCUCAGUUGCUCAGAAAAAGUCUUCAGAAGGAACUCGAUACCUUGCAUGCCGAGCAGUACCAAAUGGAGGAGAUUCAAAAGGAAAGAGAAGAGUCUUACAGGGUCCUGCAGUUCAAGUGUGAUGAGCUGGAAUGUGAAGCAAAGAGACUGCUUCAGCUGAACAGCAAGAGCGAGGCGCUCAUUGAGCAGUACACCUUUCAAAUCCAGGAGGCCAGAUUAAAACACAGAAAACAACGGAUGAAGUUUGAGAACCAGCUUCAACAACUGAUAGAGCAACACAAGAAUUUGUAUUCAGUUUAUUCCCCUGACAGACUUCCUUCAGAAAUUGAGAGUCUUGAAAAUGCCAGAUCGCAGCUUUUGAAAGCAGAACAGGUGAAGCUGGCACAGCUGAAUCGCCUUGCUGAGGGGAUUAAUCAGACACUCUCAGACACCAAAGCCUGAGUUUUGCAGAAUACGCUUCAAGACUUAUAGGUUGUAUUCUUCUUAAUACUCAGUUAUUGUAUCAAAAAUACGUUUGAAUUUUCUCAAAAACAAAUUGUAUUUCCACACAUGGAUGACUCGUUUAUGCAGCACUGUCUCUGACACGUUCCCAAUUGCAGGCUUUCUCAUGCUGUUCCUGACUUUCCUGGAAACUGCUGUAUCAUUGGUUGCCACCAUUCACUUUCUGCAUUAGAUUCUCAAUUGAUAUAAAUUAGAACUUAAUUGAUAGAAAUGAAUUUGUCAACAGAGGUUCUUGGUAAAAUAAAAUGCUUGCAUUUGA
Molecule: messenger RNA, 1412 nt
Organism: Anguilla anguilla (European eel)
Lineage: Eukaryota; Metazoa; Chordata; Actinopteri; Anguilliformes; Anguillidae
Exons: 10
Coding region: 545-1093 (182 amino acids)
Biological process (GO): synaptonemal complex assembly
Cellular component (GO): synaptonemal complex
Source: RefSeq, a predicted model, not a curated record